Trichomycterus rosablanca is the source of this 3614-nucleotide messenger RNA. Its product is annotated as kelch-like protein 33. The record is from RefSeq and is a predicted model, not a curated record. The transcript is spliced from 8 exons. The coding region runs from base 439 to 2694 and encodes 751 amino acids. NCBI's taxonomy places the organism in Eukaryota, Metazoa, Chordata, Actinopteri, Siluriformes, Trichomycteridae. Gene Ontology annotation, molecular function: protein binding.
GAGGCCGCUGUCCCACAACGCAUACUGCACGAGGACCUGAAACAUCUUCCUACCUAAUAGUGUGGGUGGAGCGAAACGCCAGGACUCGAGAGUCCCAGACGACUAGGUUCAAAUCUCGCCUCCAGUUACAGAUCUCUCUCGCCCUGUGAUGCAUUGGCACCCUGGGUGUCCGGUUGGAAUUCCUGCCCCCGUGUCACCCUGGUCAGGACUGAUGAAGUUUCGGUAAAAUAUCGACCCUGAUUUGGAGACAUCCGAACUCUCGGUGCUCCGCUGCAGAGUCGAGUCACAUCGGUAUGCUCAGAGUGCCAACGUCUAUUAUUAGCACCCCAACUCCAGGCUUCAGAGAGCGAGGAAGGAUCUUCAGAGGGAUUUAGGUUCGGAUUUCACUCGGUGGUGAACUGUUUGGUUUGGGUCGAGUCCUGUGGCAACCGGAGAACGAUGCCUCUGCACCGAACCCGAGAGAAGAAGCAGGAGCGACGGCUAACGCUCAGUCAGCGGGCGUCCACUCCUCCUGAUCGGGGAUACGAAUCAAGACGCCGAGGAGCAGAAAGGAACUCUCCAGAUACCCUCCACAGAGACGACCUCCACACCAUGCUCCUUCCGUCCCACUGCGACUCCCUCUUCACCUCGUUCCACGAUUUAAAAGCUCGCGGCUUACUGCUGGACUGCACCCUCCAGGUCUCCGGUCACUCCCACCGGGUUCACAAACUCGUUCUCGCUUCGGUCAGCCGGAAAGCGGAAGAGUGGCUGAGCUCCGGGGAAACGAGGGUGGACGUCGACGAGCUGGCGGAGCCCGGGGGCGGCGUGUCCCCCGCGGGACUGGACGCCGUGCUGUGCUUCGCUUACUCUGGAGAAGCGGACGAAGCCAGAGAUCCGAAGGAGGCCCUGCUAGCCUGCGGGUGCUUGGAGGCAGAGCGACUGGCGCAGGUCCGCAAGGCUGGGAAUCCACCUAACGGAAGGGUGGAGAGGGGAAGAAACCUCGACGUGAUCAAGACACUUUGGGAGAGACGUGUAGGUUGCGACGUCAUCAUGGAGGCUGACUCUGGAGAACAAAUCCCAGCUCACCGCAUCGUUCUCGCCGCAGGGGGGGACUACUUCCGAGCUCUUCUUUGCGGAGGGUUACGUGAAUCCAACGAAGAGGUGGUGCGUCUCCGGGGCGUAGCAUCCCCGGUGCUGAGAUCUCUGCUCGAGUUCAUCUACACCGGACAGUUAAGACUGAACUGGCGGAACGUCUGGGAGCUGACGGAAGCAACGCUGCAGUUCCAGCUUCCCGGGGCGAACACGCUGUGCCUGAAAUUUCUUCGGGAUCGCAUGGAUGACACGACGUGUCUGGACGCUCUGCUUCUAGCGGAGACUUUCGGGCUGGAGGAGCUCCGCAGGGCUGCGGUGGAGUACGCUUUGGGACACUUUCAGGGGCUCUUGGAGACGGAGAACUUUAAGGAUCUCAGCUGCACUUUGCUGGAGCGUCUGCUCGACGGCGACGAGCUAAUCGUCGACUCUGAGGUGGUGGCGUUCCGGGCUGCGGUGAGCUGGGUAGAGGAGGAUCAAGCACUCCGAUUAAUCAGUCUACCACAGCUUCUCCAGAAGAUCCGAUUCCCCCUAAUGACCCCACAAGAGCUGCAGGAGGUUCAGGGCUGCAGACUGCUGCGGAGGAUUACAGAGGGAAGAGAAGUCUUGGACGCCGUGAGGAAGCUUCUGGAAGGCCAACACGGCGCGUUAGGAUGUAAGCCACGUGUUCCAAAGCAGGCGCUGGUGUUGGUCGGAGGCGACAGCGUGGAUGACAAUCUGGAGCGCCGGGAGACGAACAGUCGCUUGUGGUUUGCUCGGCGCUUCCUGGCUGGCGAGGAGCUCAUCCGGACGAUACAGUGGAGGCCCCUGGCUCGGCUCCCGGACCCCCCUCGACUCCGGCACUGCGCGUGCGUUCUUAAUAACGACCUGUACGUACUGGGGGGUCGCAAGUACUACGGGAAGCUGGAUAUACUCAAAUCUGCGGUGAGAUUUACCCCUGGCCAGAGGAAGUGGGAGCGUUUGGCAGACAUGGCCAACCCCAGGGACUAUUUCGCAGCCGUGUGUCAAGGAGGCAAGGUGUUCGUCCUGGGCGGCAACCGUGAUGACACGAACUACCUAGACGUGGUUGAGUACUACACACCAGAAGACGAUACCUGGAGGACGGCUCACCCUUUAGACACGCCCGUCUGUGGCCACGCUGCUACCGUUCUGGACGGUGAGAUCUUCGUGUCGGGCGGUUGCGACACUCGUCUGCGCUGCCUCUCCUCCCUGCGGCGCUACGACCCAGUCGACGGCUGCUCCGCCCGAGCCCCCAUGACGUGCGGAUCCGGACGUGCGGGUCACGUGAUGCUGGCCGCAGGAAACCGGCUGCUCGUGGCAGGAGGGCUGCAGCCCAUGCGCCCGGGUUUCGGAGACCAGUUACAAUGCGAGGCGUACAGUCCGGCGUGCGACUGCUGGACGCGCCUCGCCCUGCUGCCUCGACCCCACUUAUCUCCCGCCGCCACGUCCGUCGACGGCCGGCUGUACGUCCUGGGCGGCUCCUCGGCCGACACGGCGCGCGACACUCCGUGGGUGUAUCGUUACGACCCGCAGGAUGAUUCCUGGGAGAAACUGGGAACUAUGCCGCGGCCGUAUGCCGACCUGGCGGCAUGUACGCUUCAGUUACCCACAAACCUCUGGGGCUAGGCUGCCUUCACAUGGACGCUGUUGUUCUCCAUUAAAUGCAGUGAGAAGUAUCUGUUGAUGGACUGUACGCGGCGGCAUUAGAGAUGAGAAUGGUUCAUUUAGGCAUGCACUUUUUAGACGCUCCCUUACUUCUUUCAUUCAGUUUAAUCUUUAUGCACUUUUUAGACGCUCCCUAAUUUCUUUAACGCAGUUUAACCUUUAUGUGCUUUUUAGACGCUCCCUUAUUUCUUAGAUUCAGUUUUAGGUUCACGCACUUUUUUGACGCUCCCUAACUUCAACACAGUUUAAUCUUUAUGCAGUUUUUAGAUGGUCCCUUACUGAAAUGCAGUUUUUUUUUUCAUGGACUUAUAAGACGCUCCCUUACUUCUUAGAUUCAGUUUAAGCUUCAGGCCCUUUUAAACGUUCUCUAACUUCUUUAUGCACUUUAAGACGCUCCCUUACUUCAAUGCAGUUUAACAUUUAUGCACUUUUUAGACGCCCCCUUAGUACUUCACUGCAGUUAAACCUCAUAUUUUAUUUUAUUUUGGGAGGGGGAGUCCUGAUGCUUUAUAUUACUAAUUAUAAAAGCAUGUAUUGGUUUCUGAAUCUCUUCUAGGGUAGGAUUUGGGUGGUCAAGGGUGCCAGGCUUUUUUUUUUAUUUAUUUUUUUUUUUUUAUUGAGGCACCAAGUGCAAUGCAGUUCCACCAAUUUACCACCAGGUGGCGCCAAAUAUUCAUUCUAGUUUACAUAAAGGGAGCAUUAAACUCUGAACACGACUGAUUUAGAUUUAAAUGACUAUUAUUAUAUAUUAUUUUUAUUUUAAUUUAACUUAAAGCACAAUUUAGACUUUUAACAUCAGAACUGCUUAAAAUAUUCAUGAAAAUGAGUCGUUUGUGUUAAAAUAAAUGCAUUUUGACCUCCAUGUAUUAAUAAAGCUGUGU